UACUGACAUGGGCUGGCCUGUCUAUUUUACAAGCAUCUACAACUCCCGCUUCUACUCCUGGAAUGAUGAUGAACAAUGGAUGUAGGGAUAACUCUCAUAAUGAUAUUCAGAAACUUCAACAGCAGCUUCAAGAUAUUAAAGAACAGACAAUGUGUCCUGUAUGUUUGGAUCGUCUGAAGAACAUGAUAUUCCUUUGUGGCCAUGGAACAUGUCAAAUGUGUGGGGAUCGUAUGUCUGAGUGCCCAAUCUGCCGUAAAGGUGUUGAGAAGCGCAUAUUAUUGUACUAGUUCUGCUAUUAUUUUGCCAUCAGUUUUUCUUUUUUAAGGGGGGAUUGUUUUUUUAGU
This is a messenger RNA of Stegodyphus dumicola, 344 nucleotides long. It is a transcript of the gene mib1, whose product is annotated as E3 ubiquitin-protein ligase mind bomb 1. Gene Ontology annotation, biological process: Notch signaling pathway; protein ubiquitination; endocytosis. Gene Ontology annotation, molecular function: ubiquitin-protein transferase activity; protein binding; zinc ion binding. The record is from RefSeq and is a predicted model, not a curated record. Lineage: Eukaryota; Metazoa; Arthropoda; Arachnida; Araneae; Eresidae. Gene Ontology annotation, cellular component: cytoplasm.